AUGACUCGCCCAACCCUCGCCACUCUCCUCCCGCUCCUGGCGCCUUUUCUCCUCGCCACCUCAGCCCUAGCCGACACUCCCUUGACCUCGGCCGACUGCGUGCCCAUCCGCCUACCCAGCACCCUCGGCCGGACGGGCGACAACGCCCACGGCCGCCAAGCAGUCGUGUGGUAUGUGCCCUCGACAGGAAAAGAGUGCCUGCCCAACCCGGCCCAGCGCCGUGCCGUGGACCAGCUGAACGGCGGUGAUCCGACUCCCGGAGGCGGCCCGGCUCCGGCCGCGGGUGAUGCGGCUGCGCAGCAGCCUGCGCCGACGGAGGCGCCGCCUGCGGGGGAUGCUGAGGGGGAUGGUGUGCCUGCUCCUACGGAGGGUGCCGGUGAUGGUGUGCCUUCCCCGACUGGGCCGACGGCUGUUCCUUCGCCGACGGGGCCGCCGGCGAGUGGACAUGAUGGGGAGACGGGUAAUGGCACGGGUGCCGGGACGGGCGCGGGAACGGGAACCGGUACGAGCGCCGGCAGUGCUGAUGGGAAGGGUAAUGGGGAUGCGGCCGGAAGCAGUGUCACCACGGGCGUGCCCCCAGUUGAGACGGGUUCGGGUUCGGGUGUUGGCGCUGGUACCGGGAGCGGUCAUGGGCAGCCCAAUGGGCACGACAGCAGUGAUGGACAGGGAGAGAGCAGCGGCGCGAAGACAGUCACUGCUGCUCCCGUCACUGCCACGGUGACUACCGCAGUGACUAGGCCCGGCGGUGUCGUUGUGACUACUGCUGUUGUGGUGGUCACCGGUGGCAGCAGCAGCUUGGGAAGUAGCAGCUCGAACGGCGCGAAUGGCAAUGGUGGUGCGGGCAGCGACCCGAACCAGAGCAUCUCGACCAUGACGACGGUGAUGGUGGAGAUGGUUGACGGUACUCCUCAGCCUGUGCCUCCGCCUGCUGCUGGUGCUGAUCCGGCAGCUACCGGUCACCCGAACGCGGCUGGUACUUUGACGGGCAUGUGGCGGGCUGUGGGAGUCGCCGUGGGUGUUGCUGCUGGGGCGUUGGUAUUCGCUUAA
This is a messenger RNA of Dichotomopilus funicola, 1047 nucleotides long. RefSeq lists its product as uncharacterized. The transcript has a single exon. Bases 1 to 1047 code for a protein of 348 amino acids. NCBI's taxonomy places the organism in Eukaryota, Fungi, Ascomycota, Sordariomycetes, Sordariales, Chaetomiaceae. The record is from RefSeq and is a predicted model, not a curated record.